AGGAGGGGGGUACCGCACUGUCGUUACGAGUCCAAGUGUAGAAAGGCAGGAGGAGAGACGCAUUAUUGCAGUACACACACAACCCAAACUACCGCACUUCACACAAGGCGCACGGAGAAAGCGAGAGAGAGGUAGGGGGUGACAGAAAUCAACAGAAAGACAACUCAUUUCACAUGACUGGACUUUUUCCCCUUUCAUCUUGAAAUUGCCUGUUUUUGCCAGUAGCUUUUAGAAGAGGAAACUCAACCUCCAGCAGCCAAUCAGCGCGUCCUCUCAGCAUCAGGACCGGAGGAGCUGCAUGCAUCCCUGCAGGAAUAUAAUAACCCUCCGCGGAUCCCUCUCUCUUACAUGGAUUAUCAUUUAGAAGUACUUUUCUCCUGAGCUCGCAUCGUUCCACUUCACUUCCUGCUCGCCCGUGCAGCCUCACAGUGAAUUAUCGCCCGGCCCUUUACGUGUCUCGGUAUAUUGCGGUACUUUGCUGACGACUUGCAGUAUAAAUGCAUCGCUAGAAGAUCACUGCGCAAAGACCCUCCGCCUGUUUACUGUCCGCGCGGCACUUUAUUCGCUUCGCUAACUGAAUUUCUCUGACUUUCGCUUGGAGCAGUGCCUAGAAAUCCUUCUCUUGUUUUUUUCCCCUGUGAUCUUUCCUGUUUUUUUCUUGCUUCUUAUUUUCGGGUUGUACUUCAGAGCCUCCCUCUCCUCCUGUCUGUGAGUCAAACAGCUGCAUAGAAGAUGUCUGCCCCAGAUGCUGCCGCUCCAGGAGCCCCCGGGCCCGAUGGGGCCCCCGGCGGAGGACCUCCCGCCCCCCCCAACACCUCCAGCAACCGCAGGCUACAGCAGACACAGACCCAAGUGGAUGAGGUGGUGGACAUCAUGCGCGUGAACGUGGACAAGGUUUUGGAAAGGGACCAGAAGCUCUCGGAGCUGGAUGACAGAGCGGAUGCUCUCCAAGCCGGGGCCUCCCAGUUUGAAAGCUGCGCAGCUAAGCUAAAGAACAAGUACUGGUGGAAGAACUGCAAGAUGAUGAUCAUGAUGGGGAUCAUUGGAGUCAUUGUGGUUGGAAUACUAUUCUUGUACUUCUUCUACUGAGCUCAGCCCAUCAAUACAGAUGGAUAUGGACUUGAGAACGAUAUGAGAGGAAAGAGCAGAA
Messenger RNA from Notothenia coriiceps (black rockcod), 1150 nucleotides. RefSeq names its product vesicle-associated membrane protein 1-like. The coding region runs from base 733 to 1089 and encodes 118 amino acids. The transcript has 5 exons. NCBI's taxonomy places the organism in Eukaryota, Metazoa, Chordata, Actinopteri, Perciformes, Nototheniidae. Gene Ontology annotation, biological process: vesicle-mediated transport. Gene Ontology annotation, cellular component: membrane. The record is from RefSeq and is a predicted model, not a curated record.